GAGAACAUUAUCUAUGUUUUUUUUAAACAGUACGUGCAACUGCACACAUACAUAGUCUUAAUUAAACUAGACUUUCUCUUUUUUUGCUUAAAGUUCCAGUAAAGUCAGUUUCUAUUUCCAGUAAACAGAUUGGGAUAAGGAAGAAACCAUUUUAAGAAACCAUGACUCAGCUCAGGAAAUCCACUCUUCAUGUUUUUAAAAUAGUUUACAGUAAAUAAUUAACUUUAAGUUAGCUAUAUUAGAUUCAACGGGACACCUUUUUGAAGUUUACAGUCUCAUCAUAUAUACAUCAAAACAAACAGACUGGUAUAUGAUUCUGCGGAAGUGGUGUAUCUAAUUGAAAAUAUUAAACAUUAAAAUCAUGCAAUUUGAAAAAAAGUAUAUGCAGGAAUGAAACAAAAAAAAAAAUGGAGUAGUAUGUGUUACCUAUUCCAAAAUUACAUAUAUGCUUUUCCUAUUCAGUUUAUAUUGUUAAAAAAAGUGUUACAAAUAUGUCACAAAUUUAGAAACAGAAAAAUCUUUCCACAAAUAGUUUAUGAUUGCAACAAAGGGGGUUUCUUAGGGUUUCAUCAUAGUGGUUUUGGCGCUACACUAUUUAUUUCUCAAAGCAACAAUUACAAAAAACUGAAAAAAACACUGCAGUGUAUUUUUUUGACACAGUAGCAAAAAAGGACUAUAUAAAAUUAACAUCAAAGACAAGAUUAUACUGCAUAAUGCAUGUUAAGAUUUAUUUAAAAUAAGUCAAAUUCUGUCAAUUUUCUCUUAUUAAAAGUUGAAUUAUAGUGUGAUACAACCUGCUGCUUCCUUCAUCUAGUUUGCCCAAACCUAUCAAACAUCCCAAAGCCCAUUACUCUCAUCUUUCCAGUUUUCAAUUUUUUACAUUUACUACAUUUAAUUUCAUCCAUUGUCAGUCAAUGACUGUCAAUCAAUAUCUGAAUCUUUCUACAGCAUACUGAAUUACAUUUCACAUGCUGUUUUAAAUCUUCCAUUUCUAUUUUCAGUAGCAUAAUGAUUCUUUAUGCAAAACAAAAAACAAAAACAAACAUUAAAAAGAGAAGUACUGCAUGGAAAUUUAGGGUGAAGUUAUUACAACAUUCAUUUGAGAUGACCUGUUAGCCUAUGAAUGCAAUUUCCCUUCAGCUACAGCACGCUGCUAAAUUUCAGCCAACACCCAUCGGCCUAUCCUGCUUCUGUAGUUUAAGGAAAAAUAGAGAAUUUCUUCAAAUCAGUUUUAAGAUGAAUUAUUUUAAGGGUCCAUGUAUGAAGACAAUCAAGUGAGUUUUGCAAAGUUUUUGACAGAAAAGCACGACUUCCACGGUCACUUCCUCUUGUUCACUUUGCUCUAUAAAUGUGUGGCCUUCCCCGGUUGUUGUUUCAUUUGCUGUGUGAACCUGACAAGGACAUCAUGGAGCAUGAACCAUGGAUGAAUCUAUUCCUGCUCGUCAUACUGUGUCCUUUUAUAACUGGUGCUCCAUCCUCUGUUUCGUGCCCCAAUGACAAUCUCAGUAUUAGGGGAGGGAGAUUUUCUUUCUCAAAAGAUGGGAGCAUUGUAAGAUACACCUGUUCAGAAGGCUAUUACCCAACCAUUAGGAUCCGUCGCUGUAUCAAAAGCAGAUGGAACCCGUUGCCCAAAAGAAAACAACCGGAGUGCAAGAAAAUCACAUGUCCUGAUCCUCGUGGUUUCGAAAAUGGAGAGGUGUAUCCAAAUCAGAAACAGUUUUUUGUGAACGACACCACCCACUACUCGUGUCAUUCUGGCUAUGAUUUCCGUGGCUCGGGGACUCGGGUUUGCCAGGCGAAUGGGAAAUGGAGUGGAGGCACCCCAGUCUGUGGACGAAACUCUGACCACUGUCCCGAUCCUGGGGUUCCCGCUGGCUCUACAAGAACAGGCCACGUGUUUAAUAUAGAUGACAAAGUCUCGUACCGCUGUGUAAAUAAGUUGACUCUGAUUGGUUCCAAGGAGCGAAUCUGUCAGGAAAAUGGCCAGUGGUCAGGAACAGAGCCACAAUGUUACGCUGAUUUCACAUAUGACAGCCCAGAAGAAGCAUCAGAGGGUUUCAGCAGUUCUCUAAAGUCAAAUCUAGCGGUUUCUCAACAGUACGAAGUAACAGAUCAGUAUGGAAAAAAAAUCCGAGUGGGUAGUGGGGGGAAGCUUGACAUCUACAUUGUUCUGGAUGUAUCUGACAGCAUAGACGAAGAGGAAUUUAAGAAGGCAAAAGGUGUCAUCAAAACACUUAUAGAAAAGAUCAGUUAUUAUGAAGUCUCCCCAAACUAUGAGAUCCUGAUUUUUGCCACAGACGUUGCUCGGAUAGUCUCCAUGAGGGACUUCAAAAGUGGGCAAAAUAAUAACCUGUUAGAUAUUCUUCAAAGACUGAAGGAUUAUGAUUAUAACAGCAAAGGUGAUCGAACAGGAACUGAUAUUGCCCGGGCCUAUAGGAGCAUUUUAGAAAGUAUGCAAAUAGAGCAGAUGAGGGAUAAAGAGGAAUUCAAGAAGACCCAACAUAUUGUGAUCAUGUUCACUGAUGGUCAGGCCAACAUGGGUGGUAAUCCAAGACUAUGGGUGGACAAGAUCAAAGAUCUUGUCAAACAAAAUACUCUUUCAGAGGAGCAGGACAACCUUGACCUGUAUGUGUUUGGGAUGGGAGAUGAUGUGAACUCCGAAGACAUUAAUGAUUUAAAGACCGACAGGGGAAAUGAGAAGUUUUUCUUCAAGCUUCAGAACUUGGAAGAUUUGCAGCAGACAUUUGACGGCAUGAUUGAUGAGGGCACCAGUGUAUCAUUAUGUGGUCUUUACAAAGACUACGACGAUGGCACUAAUUCCCACAAACGUCAUCGAUACCCCUGGUUGGCAAAGAUCAGUGUGACUCGCAACAAUGGAAAAAUUUCUAAUUGCGUGGGGUCAUUAGUCACCUCAAGCUUUAUUCUGACAGCGGCUCACUGCUUCAGGUUUGGUGACACACGUGAAAGGAUAUCUGUUGAUUUGGGUUCAGACAUUAAAGGAAUAAAAGUGAAAGCGUACAUACCUCAUAAACUCUAUAACGUUACAGCGAAAAAGAACUUGGGAAUACCUGAAUAUUAUGAGUUUGACGUGGCACUUAUUCAGUUGGAGAAACCUGUCAUUUUGGGUCUUGGUCUUCGGCCAAUCUGCAUCCCCUGCACCAAAGAAGCAAGUGGAGCUCUGAGACUUACGAACAAGGAAGGAACAUGCAAAAAACAUAAGGAAGAGCUAAUGAGUGCAGAAACUGUGAAAGCUUCUUUCAUGUCGAUCAUGGGAAAAAUCGUUGAGAGGAAAGACAUCACGAUCAAGCAGGGAAAAUGGCGGGAUUCUUGUGUUCAAGAUGCCAAAAAAGCUGACGGAAUUACUGCGAAAAAUGCUAGAGACAUUGUUACAGAUAAUUUUCUGUGCAGCGGCGGUAUCGAACCUACUGUAGAUGAUAUUGCCUGCAAAGGCGACUCUGGUGGGGCCACUUUUGUCGUUCCUGGCAAUCGAAUAGUCCAGGUGGGUGUUGUCAGUUGGGGAGUGAAGGAUCUGUGCAAGGACAGCCGGAAGCCUAGGCCUGAUUCACACACCAGAGAUUACCACACAAGUCUGUUCAGUCCAGAAGUACGCAAAUUCCUUCAGCUCUACCUAGGAGAUGAGAAAUUGGGAACCCCUCUUACAUUCCUGUGAACGUUGUGUUUAACAGUAUUCUGUUUGCCUGCUCGGAAACAUUGUGCACAUCUCUCGGUUGACUUUUUCCUGCUGUGUAAUUUGUAAGAAAUGCGACACAGUAAAACACUGUGAAAUAAUAACAAAGGGAAUAUUAUAUUAUGCAGCCUGUAUGUUUUUUUUUAAUCAUUUUUAACUUUGUAUCCUGUCCAAAUAUUAAAAUAUCGUUAGUUAAUAUAUUCAGUACAAUCAUAAACAGCACUUUUCAUGAAUGGUGUACAAAAUAAAGCUUGAAAAUGUAUUUCA
This is a messenger RNA of Puntigrus tetrazona (Sumatra barb), 3955 nucleotides long. RefSeq names its product complement factor B-like. Gene Ontology annotation, molecular function: serine-type endopeptidase activity. Gene Ontology annotation, biological process: complement activation; proteolysis. The record is from RefSeq and is a predicted model, not a curated record. Gene Ontology annotation, cellular component: extracellular region. Bases 1349 to 3670 code for a protein of 773 amino acids. NCBI's taxonomy places the organism in Eukaryota, Metazoa, Chordata, Actinopteri, Cypriniformes, Cyprinidae. The transcript has 18 exons.